Molecule: messenger RNA, 5295 nt
Organism: Motacilla alba alba
Lineage: Eukaryota; Metazoa; Chordata; Aves; Passeriformes; Motacillidae
Gene: EXOC8
Product: exocyst complex component 8
Exons: 2
Coding region: 140-2275 (711 amino acids)
Biological process (GO): exocytosis; intracellular protein localization; Golgi to plasma membrane transport
Cellular component (GO): exocyst
Source: RefSeq, a predicted model, not a curated record
UUUCCUCCCUUCCCUUCCCUCCGCCCCCGACCCGCCAGGCGCGGCCCCAUCGCGUCACCGCGGGACGCAGGCGCGGCGCGGUGUCGUGUCCCCGGCGGCGGCGGGGCGGGUGCCGGGCGGCGGCGGCGGCGGCGCGGACAUGGCGCUGUCGCUGGGCGAGGGCGGCGGCGGCGGCAGCCGGCUGAGGCGGCAGCUGGAAUCGGGCGGCUUCGCGGCGGGGGAGUACGUGAAGCAGCUGUCACAGCAGUCGGACGGGGACCGGGACUUGCAGGAGCACCGGCAGCGCAUCCAGGCGCUGAGCGAGGAGACGGCGCAGAGCCUGAAGCGCAACGUCUACCAAAACUACCGGCAGUUCAUCGAGACGGCGCGGGAGAUCAGCUACCUGGAGAGCGAGAUGUACCAGCUCAGCCACAUCCUCACCGAGCAGAAGGGCAUCAUGGAGGCCGUCACCCAGGCCCUGCUCCUCCAGGCCGACCGCGACGACCCCGCGCUGGGCGCUCGCCGCGUCGCCGCCGCCGAUCCCUUCCUGCCGCUGACGGCCAAGGAUGCCGCGGCCAACGAGGAGGGGCGGCAGCGCACUCUCACCACCCUCCUGGAGAAGGUGGAGGGCUGCCGCGACCUCCUGCCCGAGAGCCCCGGCAAGUACCUGGUCUACAACGGCGACCUGGUGGAGUACGACGCCGACCACAUGGCGCAGAUCCAGCGGGUGCACGCCUUCCUCAUGAACGACUGCCUGCUCGUGGCCACCGCCCUGCCCAACCGCCGCGGCGCCUACCGCUACGACGCCCUGUACCCCCUCGACGGGCUGGCCGUGGUCAACGUCAAGGACAACCCGCCCAUGAAGGACAUGUUCAAGCUGCUCAUGUUCCCCGAGAGCCGCAUCUUCCAGGCUGAGAACGCCAAGAUCAAGAAGGAGUGGCUGGAGGUGCUGGAGGAGACCAAGCGCAACCGUGCCCUCAGCGAGAAGCGGCGCCUGGAGCAGGAGGCCCUGCCCCGGCCCGCCCCUACGCCCCCCGAAUCCACCAACCCCUUCGACGAGGAUGAGGACGAGGAGGAGGAGGAUGAGCCCUCCGCUGAGGAGGAGGUCGUUGACCUCUCACUUGAGUGGAUCCAGGAGCUGCCCGAGGACCUGGACGUCUGCAUCGCUCAGCGGGACUUCGAGGGGGCGGUGGACCUCUUGGAUAAACUGAACGAGUACCUGGCGGACAAGCCGGUGAGCCAGCCCGUGAAGGAGCUGCGGGCCAAGGUGGACGAGCGCGUCCGGCAGCUCACAGACGUGCUGGUGUUCGAGCUGUCUCCGGACCGCUCGCUGCGAGGAGGGCCGCGGGCCACCCGCCGAGCCGUGUCCCAGCUCAUUCGCCUGGGCCAGUCCACCAAGGCCUGCGAGCUGUUCCUGAAGAACCGGGCGGCCGCCGUGCAGACGGCCAUCCGGCAGCUGCGCAUCGAGGGCGCCACGCUCCUCUACAUCCACAAGCUCUGCCAUGUCUUCUUCACCAGCCUCCUGGAGACGGCCAGGGAGUUUGAGACGGACUUCGCCGGCAACAACGGCUGCUACUCGGCCUUUGUUGUCUGGGCCCGCUCGUCCAUGAGGAUGUUUGUAGAUGCCUUCAGUAAGCAAGUAUUUGAUAGCAAAGAGAGUUUGUCAACUGCGGCAGAGUGUGUCAAGGUGGCUAAGGAGCACUGCAAGCAGCUGAGCGAGAUUGGACUGGAUCUCACCUUCAUCAUUCAUGCCCUCCUGGUAAAGGAUAUCAAAGGUGCUUUGCAGAGCUACAAGGAUAUCAUCAUCGAGGCCACCAAGCACCGCAACUCUGAGGAGAUGUGGAGAAAGAUGAACCUGAUGACUCCGGAGGCGCUGGGGAAGCUCAAGGAGGAGAUGAGGAGCUGUGGGGUGGGCAAUUUUGACCAAUACACGGGUGAUGACUGCUGGGUCAACCUCAGUUACACUGUAGUAGCUUUCACUAAGCAGACUAUGGCCUUCUUGGAGGAGGCAUUAAAGCUUUACUUUCCAGAGCUGCAUAUGGUUCUCCUGGAGAGUCUCGUGGAAAUCAUCCUGGUGGCUGUCCAGCACGUCGAUUACAGUUUACGGUGUGAACAGGACCCUGAGAAAAAAGCAUUCAUUAGGCAGAAUGCCUCUUUCCUGUAUGAAACUGUCCUUCCUGUUGUGGAAAAAAGGUUUGAGGAAGGAGUUGGAAAACCAGCCAAGCAGCUACAGGAUCUGAGAAAUGCCUCAAGAUUGAUGCGUGUAAAUCCGGAAAGUACAACCUCUGUGGUGUGAAGUGAACCUAACUGUUCCUGGGAACAAGGUGGCAGCACUUACUGAAGAUGUUGUACAUUGAACAGAUGAACUAAACGGGGGGUUUUUUGAGUCCCUGAAAGAGGCAGAACUCUUGUCUGCUGCAUUCCAGAAGCUGAAGACUUUGAAUUAAUCCCUGCAAGCAUGCAAUGCUUUACUUGGUGGAUGGGGUGUAGGGAAGUGAAAUGGUGGAGGUCAUGUGUCCUUGGACAGCAUAUCCUGUACAAUGGGCUUGUGUAGUAUUUGUGACUUGGGAAAUAACUGUGACACGCAAAUUUUGGCCAAUUUGUCAAAGUCUUACGUACGUGUACAGCAGAUGGCAGGAAAAGAUCAGUUCUCAUCUUGUCACUGUAGCAGUUCUUUUUUAAGGCAGUGUUCUGGUAGGAGGGGAAGUGCUGAAACAUUCCCAGGGUGUGGUAUUCAGGAAGGCACAUCCACCAUCCAGAUGUGACUCAGCACUGCAGAUAAAUGACAUGGAUUUGCACAGUGUGAGUUUUGUGGUAGCAAUGCAGACUUUUCUUUAACCUUUAGAUUAUCUUCAUGCAUUUCAGAGGCAGAUUGAAGUAAAAAUGUUUUCAGUAUAGGUUCUGGUGUUUGGGUGAAGGGGCUUCUUCUGUUAAAUAAGCUGGCCUGUCAGCCUGAGUUACAGCUGUCUGAAAACAAACCUGCUGUCAGAACCAUUUGUUCGCUUCAAGAGAAGUGAGAAUAAAUUGCUUCCCUUCCUCUUUGUGUUCCUCUUCCAUGUUUUCUCAUGGAUCUAAUUGGGGUCACGUCCAUUUAGUGAAGUGUGCACUGUUGCUUGAGGUGCUGUCACAAAUGCCUUAUGGGCUGUUGUCUCCUGGUUGGAACCGUAGUGAAGAGGCAUAAAUGCUCUUGAGACAUGCAGGGCAGGGAGAGGGACUGAAGGGACUGGUUCAUUUGGAAGAAAUGGAAUGCUAGUUUUGCUGUACAGAACCAACACCUGGUGAAAAGACUGUGAGGCUUUUUGUUAGAGAUGUGAACUUUGAAAUAUACACUGUCUCCUGCAAGAACUAGCAUAAUUUCCUGCAAUACAGCAAUAAGCAAGAAGAAUUUUUUUUUUUUUUCAGAAAUCACAAGGAUUUGGUUGGCAAUUUUAAUGUUGAUGGUGAAAGUUUAUACAAAUGCUCUUACGUUUGGAUUGAAUGGUGUUGGCUGUCUCAUGCAGUGUAUAUUUGUGAAAAUAAAGUAAGCCAAGUCUUGUGUCAAGGCUGGCUUUGGAAAGCUGUCAGCUUCAACUUCUAAGCUGUGCAAACUUCUUCUGCUUCUGUGCAAACCUUCUUAGUUGUGAGAAAAUCAUGUUACAGCUAAGGGACUUUGUGAUCAGUCCCUCAAAAAGCGUCCUCAACUGGAAUAACUAAAUAUCCUCUUCAUGUAGCGCUUUCAAAUUAAAGCUCCUGCAGUUUGUAUCAUGGUAAUGAAUGCCUUGUGACUCCCUGAACAAACAAAAGGUAUCACUAGUAAAACAUUCUGCAUAACUGUUAUACUGAAGCUUCUUAAUUUCUCCUUGUUUUCAUAGUGCUAGUUCCAUGCAGUUUCCACUUGAGUGGCUGGGUUUUGUUCUCUUGCUCUUUGGAUGCCUUUUGAACUGACAGAUUUUGCAAAGCAUCCUAUUGUCUCUGCUCACUUGCUUUUCAGUGUUUGGGCCUUUUGCUAGACACUCACAAAAAAAGUCAUGCAAAAUGUUUUUAAAGGGUAACUUGUUGCUCCCAGCUUGCGUUGACUGAAAACCAGUGAAAUAGCUCUACUUUUAUUUUAAGGGACAGGGACACUGAGUUAGAACUUGUGUAACAUGUUCUGUCAAAGAGAGAGAGAGUGUCCUACUGGUGUUAUUUCAGUAGUGAACUGCUUUUGAUAUCAGAACCUAGUGAAGUAUAGCAAAGCAAUAUAAUCUCUGUCAUCUGCUUGAAGUGGGAAACCUAAUCUGAGAAAUACUUUCAAGUGAAUUCUAAAUGAGAGCUCUCUGUGGUGAUGGGUAUUUUGGAGGAGAGGGAGAAGAGAUGGCUUUUUUUUUUGUGAACAUGGGUAUAUUUCUUUUUAUUUAACAGCAGAAGAAAGCAGAAUAAAUACAGAAUGAGCCUUAUCUUUGUGUGUGUGUGUUUGCAAGACAAGGGUUAGAUCUGGAACUCUAGACUGAUUAUUGUGAUGCUUGGGGAUUUAAUGCAAGAAGCUGAAUUGUAGUUUCCCAAUUUUCAAGCAUUAACGUGAGGCUGAAAAGGAGGAGAGCCCUGUUCAUGCUUCUGUUGUGAGCUGGUGCAGCACAGCUUACCCUCAGCAGAGGACGAAAUAUAGAAUGUAAUUUUGCCACAUGCUCUGUAAUGCUUCUGUCACUGAGCCCUUCAUCAAUCUAUUUGUGGCACACUGAGCCUGCUGAUUUUGUCUCUGCUGUCAUCCAUGGAGCAAUGGACUUACGCUGAUGUUGGUUUUAAUGCAUCAGGGAAUUCAUCGCAUCAGGAAUCUUUUCAUUUGAGUCAUCAAACAUCAUGUUCUUGUGCCUGUCACAAUUCAAACAGGUGUGGAUUGUAUACACUGUUAUAAGUGGCAUUGAUAUUUUGUAACUUGGGACUCUAUUAAAGUCAUCAUAAAAGAAAAACACUAACAUAAAGAAAAUGGUGUAGAAUUAAACUAAACACCUAUUUAUGUUAACUUGGUUAACAGAGAAAAAUCAGUGUAUGCUGAGUCAUAGUUAAAAAAUUUCAGUUUUGGAAUGGCACUUUCCUUUUCUUGAGCUGUACACUUGUGGCGAUAGUGUUCAAAUUGGGAUUUGCUGUAACUACUGAAUGAACUACAGUUCUGCUAACUUGAGAAGGCACUAAUAUUGGGUUUUUUUGAGACAACUGCAUAUAAAAUCUGGUUUCCUUUAGGUGCUGUGGCAAAAUUGUGUAAAAUGAUUUUUUAAAAUUCAGGUACAUUUAUGUAUUAGAAUUUAAUGCAAUAACUUUUCUGAUCAGUAAGGACCAUGUAUUAAAACUUUUGGACCUACA